AUGGACCCACUGCUUUCAGAAGAGUCUCUGCAUAGUUUUUUAAAAAGCGGUGAUAAAGUAUGCGUUACAGUCAAAGGAAACAGAGAAGUUGUUGGCACUAUGGAACUAACAGACAAACACAUGAAUGUUCUUUUACGGGAUGCAGUAGAAACAAGAACUCAAUUGCCUUCAAUGCUUAAAGGGAAAAAAAGACAAAUUAAAAAAGUAUUUACACGAACUCUUGGAAAUGUAUUCAUUAGAGGAGAGACUGUAAUUGCAAUAUCUGCAGAAGAAUAGAAAUAUUUUCAUGCGUAUACACUCCG
Nematocida parisii ERTm1 is the source of this 302-nucleotide messenger RNA. RefSeq lists its product as uncharacterized. The transcript has a single exon. The record is from RefSeq and is a predicted model, not a curated record. Bases 1 to 276 code for a protein of 91 amino acids. Lineage: Eukaryota; Fungi; Microsporidia. Gene Ontology annotation, molecular function: RNA binding.